CUAGCCUAACGCAAUAGCGGACUAGCCGAACGCCCUAGCCGCACGCCGAUGGCGAAGUGUUAGCUCAUUUUGAUCAAUUUCCCCGAAGUGGCGAAGUGUUAGCUCAUUUUGUACUCAUUGCGUGUCACACUUAAAAAAGGGCACAUAUAUAAUGUUGGUUGGCCUAGAAAGAAAAACAAGUGAGUAUGGAUGAGAUGAAGAAAGUAAAACAAAAUACUCCACCCCGUAUCGGAAUAAAAAAAUACAAACGACGUUUUUAUGGUUAAAAAACGAACACAGCCUAUAUCUCUGGGUCUCUAAUACGAAACACACUUCACUUGAGAUUUCAUUUUAAUGGGCUUUUUCAUUUAUACUGUGGUAGGCUUCUCUAUAAACCAAUUACUACUUGGACGUGAAUAUGAACAUAAUUUUAAGAGAUUUUAUUUUAUAUAUAAAAUGGAGAGAAAAUAUAAUUUUAUAUUAACGUGUAACAAAAAAAUUUCAAAAAUGAAAAUGAAAAAUUUCGUAGGCAGAGACUUUCUAAUUCCGGUUUUUCUUUAAGUCGAGUCCAACAGGAUGUCGUUUGUGCCUGCUUUGAUUCGGCAGAAAAGGUUGGCCAUUCUUGGACAAUGCUCCUUCCAAACCAAUUCCAUAUCACGCGCAGAAUCCCACGCUUCCUUCUGGAAUCCGGACGCCCACCAGCUGCUCGACGAAUUGCCCCAACGCGACGUAAAAUCAGUGACAGCUUUGAUAUGCCAAUUUGCGAAACAAAAUCGACAUGCAGAGGCCAUUGCUUGCUUUACAAGAAUGCACCUUUUCGACAUCAAACCCAACGAGUACACUCUCGCUACUGUCAUUCACUCCUCCGCUGCCCUCAAAGACCUCCGCCUCGGCAAACAGAUUCAAUCCUACGCUGUGAAAGCCGGAUUAUGCUCCAACGUUUUCCCAGGCAGCGCCAUUUUGGAUCUCUACGUCAAGUUGGGCAGUUUUGACGCCAUUCUGAGAGCUUUCGAGGAUAUCAAUCACCCAAACGUGUUCUCCUACGCCUCGUUGAUCCGUGGCUACACGAAGGAAGGAAGAUUAGAUGAAGCCGGGGAUGUUUUCCGAUCGAUGCCCGAGAGGAAUGUGGUUUGUUGGAACACCAUGAUCAGCGGGUGCAGCCAAUCGGGGAGGAACGAGGAAGCUGUGAAUCUGUUCAAUGAGAUGUUCAGAGAGGGCGUUAAUCUUCCAAGUGUGGAUGCUUAAUCUUCCAACCGCAAUGAUGCAGAAGUGGUCGCCAGCCAAAGUACAAAGACCUACAGAUUCUCUGGCAAGAGGAUUUUUAAACAGGAGGCUAAAGCUGUAAAACAUAAGACUUAAAUUGGGCAGGGGCCGCGCGAACGCAGGCCCCCUCUGACACAAAUUAUGACAUAGGCUCGACCACUUGGGCCGACCUUAGACAGGCGCCCCUCCUAAGUGCAAUGGAAGUCGCCAAUCUAGGCCAUGGGCCUUAUGGAUCGCCCAUCGACCCCGUCCAGCGAUGUGGGAUGACAAAAUGUAAUGUAUUUGCUUCAUCUGUGUAUGAAUUGGGUAGACUGCUCGCUCCAUAUGAUAUUGAAGUGGAUGAUUGAGGAUGAAGAGAAAGACAAAUUUUUAUUAAUUUUAAUAUUUUUAAAACAAUAUUGUUUCGUUAGAUUUGUUUGAAUCAAUAUUGUUUGCAAGGAUCGAAGAGGUUAUUGAUGAGAGGUCAAAGCACUUUGCCAGGACGAGUUUGUGGAUGAGAGGAAGAUGAAGUGUCAUGAAAGAAGUGGAAGAGGAUGAUUGAAGAUGAAGAGAAAAACCAUGUUUUUUAUUUAUGUACUAGUAGUAAUUUUUUUAGUGUUGAAGAUGAAGAUGUGGAAGUGGACGUAAACGUGAGCUCUAAAAAAUACUCCCAAUUCAUUUUCCUCAAACUAAUGAAACAUAUUAUGAAAA
Molecule: messenger RNA, 1932 nt
Organism: Salvia splendens (bonfire salvia)
Lineage: Eukaryota; Viridiplantae; Streptophyta; Magnoliopsida; Lamiales; Lamiaceae
Product: pentatricopeptide repeat-containing protein At5g42450, mitochondrial
Exons: 2
Coding region: 556-1224 (222 amino acids)
Biological process (GO): RNA modification
Molecular function (GO): RNA binding; protein binding
Source: RefSeq, a predicted model, not a curated record